Molecule: messenger RNA, 2724 nt
Organism: Linnemannia hyalina
Lineage: Eukaryota; Fungi; Mortierellomycota; Mortierellomycetes; Mortierellales; Mortierellaceae
Source: the annotation of a GenBank genome assembly
AUGGAAGAGAUCCAGUCGAUGCUGGCGAGGUCGGCCGAUGCGCUCUCCUCCGGCAACUUCAAGGAUGCCUACUUCUAUUACCUGGAUAUCAUCGACGCAGCUGCGAUCGAGCUCCGGAAAGUCAAGUUCAUUGCCAAUGGUACUGUCCUCGUGAUCAUCCUCACCCUUCCUCGCCCCUUUGCAGAGUGUCUCGACUCGACCCAGAACUCAUUCGACCCUGUCGCCUAUGCGCAGGAUAUCCUAUCUAAACACAAUGCUGCUAUAGCUGCUAUCACAGAACCCUCGGCCCUUCCUCGAAAGACAUCGCUUUCCAGGCACUCGGACAGGAUCACCUCAGGACAGACAAAGACAGUAACCAUGUUGACAGAGCAACUGCAGGCCACAGGCCCGGAUCUGAGCGGCACAGAGUCACAACAGUCGCCCUCGCCCGUCUCCUCUAGAAUCUCCUCCUUCUCCCGAUCUGGACCCACCAACAACUCUACUCUCAGUCCCGUCUCCCCGCCACUCAACCGUACAUCUCUACCAACCAUCCCACCAAAACCUACACGGCGGCCUCCUCCGCCAACAAUCUCGCCAACUCCACCCAGUAGGAGUCCGCUCUUGGGCUUUUCAGAGAAAGGGACUAUGCCGUCCUUAGGAGGCAACACCAGCCCCAAUCAUCUCCUCUACCAUGGAUCCGGAAGCAAUCAAACUACCCCAACAGCAGAGUACCCAACGCGACCACAAUCUAUGCCGCCCCAACACAUGGCCAUCGCUGGACUCAAUUCACCCCCUCAAUCUAAACCACCACUCCCGCCCAAACCGGCGCGUCUGUACAGGAAGCUUAACGACAUCAAAGUGGAGGAAAAUUCUAUGGACGAGGAUGACUCGGAUGAAGACGAUGACGAUGACGAUGACGAUGACGAUGACGAUGACGACCUAGAAGGUAAGAUCGGCUAUGCAGCUCACAGCAGCCAGAGCAGCGCCUUUAUCACCGUCAUUCCCGACGGCAGUGUCGACCCUACCAACUUGGUCGAGGCAGAGCGAAUCAACGGCGACAACGAGGACCAGUUGGCGCAAAAGACUUACGGACCCAGUGACCAUAUCCCCUUGAUCCCAGUAACACCUCUCAGGACAACCCAUCGUACCCUCGUCGAAAAGGAAAAGACUUGCUCCACCAAGCUCGCCGAGACUCGCCAGAAACUUCAGGAGAGGCCACUGCAAAUCCAGGGCAAUGACAAUGGCACCAAGUCGAAACGCGACUCGUCCGAGGACGAGGUCGACCUUCAGACUCUCCAGGAGAACCUUAACAAGUAUACCUCCAUGAUCGCCAAUGUCAUGGCCACCAUCACCAAAGUCCGGGAGCUCCUUUAUCGGUCAGCCAGUAUCACGUCCAUUCUCGAAUUCCCGGCAUAUCUUGUAGCUUACCAGCUCACGUUGGUUGAAUCCGCCAUCUUCCUGGAGAUUCCACCCGCCGCCCUAUUGACCCACUCGCCCAAAACACCCCACCGGACUAUCACUGCGUCGACCGACUUUUUCAACUACUUGACGCGCAUGAUUGAGUACUCGGUCUUGUUUCCUCCCGAGGCAUCCGGACGAGCGCAGUGCAUGCACUACUGGGUCAAGGUGGCCGUGAAGUUGCACGAGUUGGAGAACUUCCAGACCCUGAAGGCUGUUCUUUCUGCUCUGGGUACGCCACCAGUCAAGCGACUGAAGCGGACAUGGGGCUUUGUGCCGAGGAAGAGUAUGCACAAGCUGGAGACACUCUCGGAGCUGAUGAGCGAAACCAGGAAUUACGGGAAAUACCGCGAGAUGAUGUCCAGUCUUCAUGCAGGAACCAUGACUUCACCAUCGAUUGUAUCGCCAGUUAAUUCCGGUUCAGCCUCAGCACCACCGUCUGGGAAACACGACAUGCUCAGCUUGAACGGCGUCGGCAACAGUCUAUCGCAUCUCGGAUUCAGAGCCAAGGAGGCAGCACGGAGACCGAUGGUGCCGUUUUUGGGCACGUUUAUCAUGGACAUUACAUAUUUAUUGGCAGCCGUCAAGAAGACCAACAGCGCGACGCCACCCAUCUCGGACCAAAUUCCUGCAACGUCUAGUCUACGUGUCAAGCCUGCCUCAAGCUCACCUAUGGCCAGCAUCCAGUUUGCACCCGAGGAUGAUGUGCGGAUACAGGACCUCCUGAUGACUCUGACGGCCUACCAAUCUGGACCCAAGUAUUCGUCGCAGCCACCCCGGCCCUACAUCAAGGCUGCCACCAAAAGCCACCACCACUUCCGUGCGCCCUCGCUCUCGUCGGCGCUUCACCGGACGGCCAAAUACAGGACAUCAUCGGUCGACCGACAGAUUGGUGGCAACAUUACGCAUCAGUCCUCGUACGACGAAGAAGAGGAUGAUGUGUCGGGCAAUGGAAUCCGCCCAACGCAGCAAUUGAUUCUCCACUACCUUUUAACCCGACCCUGGGUGCCCGAGAGGAUGGUGGACGAGUUGAGUACGAUUCGUGAGCCCUCCAAGAACAAGAAUUCGUCAUCAGGAACAGCGUCGAGGACGAGUGCGAGCGGAUCAACCCACAGCUGGCCAGGAUUGACAGCCGGUCCUGGCAUGGCGGGAGGCGGGGCGGGAUCAAUGUACAGCCAGAUUUCGACCACGAGUACCAUCCAGCGAGGGAGUACCGGCAGCAAUAGUGGCGAUGGUGGCCAUAAUGGGAGUGGAGGUAGUUCCCGACCGACCAGCGUCGACGAAUGA